Rubroshorea leprosula is the source of this 2147-nucleotide messenger RNA. Lineage: Eukaryota; Viridiplantae; Streptophyta; Magnoliopsida; Malvales; Dipterocarpaceae. The record is from the annotation of a GenBank genome assembly.
GGGUCGUCCCUCGAGGAGAACCCGAACCUGGUUGCAAUUUUGGAUACAUCCCAUUCUUCUUCUUCUUCUUCUUCUUCUUCUCCCACAAGCAAACCAAGGUGAAAAGGGGAAAGGGUUUCUCCAUGGAAAUCAGUGCUUCUUCUGCGCCAACAUCCCGCCGACCGAAUUUCCGUUAUCUCCGGUGUUCUUUCUUCCGGAACUGUUGUCGCUGUUUCUGUUGCUGCUUCACUUAUCCAUAGUCCAACAUCGUCAGCUUCAAUCAUCGUAACUGAUUGUUGGAUUUUAUGGAUUUGUCUCAUGCUCAGUCGGCUCUUUCCUUGGGGUUUGGGAAUUCGCAUGUGUCAUCUUCUUCGAAGAUUCCAGUUGCAGACGAUUCGAUUUCCUUGCAAAUUGUUUCAUCCAAAUCCAAUCCGGUGCCUCGGGCUUCCCUCCAAUUUCUGAAACAGGUUCGGGUUGUGAAUGGGGAGGGAGAAGAUUUCGACGGAGAAGAGGAGCGAUUCAGUCUUUUAGGGCAUACUAUGUGUCUCAAAAGGCAAAGAGAUCACCAAUCGCCUUCGAACCCUUGUAAACGUGUGGCGGCCGACCCUGGUCUCGAGCAGAGGCGGGCUGCCGUUCGUUCCUGGGGAAACCAGCCGCUGGAAGUCGCGGACCCUGAGGUUCAUGAGAUCAUGAAAAAAGAGAAGGAGAGACAAUUCAGAGGAAUCGAGCUUAUUGCCUCUGAAAAUUUUGUGUGCCGUGCAGUAAUGGAAACUCUAGGAAGUCACUUAACGAACAAAUACUCCGAGGGAAUGCCUGGAGCGAGAUACUACAUGGGCAAUCAAUAUAUUGAUCAGAUUGAAACUCUCUGUUGCGAGCGUGCAUUGGCAGCUUUUGGUCUUGAUUCACAAAUGUGGGGAGUGAAUGUGCAGCCUUACUCCUGCACUUCUGCAAAUUUUGCUGUUUACACAGCUCUUUUGCAGCCUGGUGAUCGAAUAAUGGGGCUGGAUUCACCUUCUGGAGGGCACAUGAGUCACGGGUAUUAUCAGCCAGGGGGAAAGAAAUUUCUGCGGCGUCGAUAUUCUUUGAGAGUUUCCCUUAUAGGGUGAACCCACAAACCGGGUAUAUUGAUUAUGAUAAACUGGAAGAGAAGGCACUUGAUUAUCGCCCCAAGAUAUUGAUUUGUGGUGGGAGUUCCUAUCCACGAGAGUGGGACUAUGCUAGGUUCAGGCAGAUUGCUGAUAGGUGUGGAGCGGUGUUGAUGUGUGACAUGGCUCACAUUAGUGGCCUUGUGGCCGCAAAGGAAUGUGUAAGUCCAUUUGACUACUGUGAUAUAGUUACUUCUAUGACUCAUAAAAGUCUACGGGGUCCAAGAGGAGGUAUUAUCUUUUACAAGAGAGGCCCAAAAUCAAGAAAGCAAGGUGUGGUUCUAACUAAUGGUGACAGUUUUGGGCAUUAUGAGCUUGAAGAGAAGAUAAACUUUGCUGUUUUUCCAUCACUCCAAGGAGGCCCUCAUAAUAAUCACAUUGCCGCUCUUGCCUUAGCCUUAAAACAUGUGGGAACUCCAGAGUACAAAGCAUACAUGCACCAGGUGAAGAAAAAUGCCCAGGCUCUAGCAUCUGCCUUGUUGAGGAGAAAAUGCAAAUUAGUGACUGGUGGCACGGACAAUUAUUUGUUGCUCUGGGAUCUGACCACCCUAGGUUUAACAGGUAAAUAUUACGAGAAAGUCUGUGAGAUGUGCCACAUCACUCUUAACAAAACUGCUAUAUAUGGUGAUAAUGGUGCUAUUUCUCCUGGAGGAGUGCGAAUUGGUACUCCUGCAAUGACAUCAAGAGGCUGUCUAGAGUCUGAUUUUGAGACCAUUGCUGAUUUUCUUUUUAGGGCAGCACGGAUUACAAGUGCAGUUCAGAGGGAACAUGGAAAAUUGCAGAAAGAGUUUCUGAAGGGUCUCCAAAACAAUAAUGAUAUUGUGGAUCUCCAGAAUCAAGUUGAGGCAUUUGCUGAGCAGUUUGGCAUGCCUGGGUUUGAUAUUUGAAGACAUGAAAAAGCACCUGUAUGCUUCUGGACGCAAUUUUCUUGGUAAUUCAUUGAUUUUUUCCAGUGCACUCUGUUUUGCAUUUCAUCCCUGUAAAAUAGAAAAAGAUAGGUAAAUAUAAAACAUGACUUUUUUU